AUGAACGCGGAUACUAAGAAACUUAUAUCAAAUCAGUACGGAAGAGUGAACGUUCAACCGAUUGAAAGAUGCAGAGUUAAUUUCUGCACGGACUUAGAAAAGUCCGUUCUAAUGAGUAACUUUGAAAGACGUGGCUGGAAUCAAGUCGGACCAGACGACGAGUGGAACUUUUACUGGGCGUCGACGCAGACUUGCAGAAAUCUUUUCAGUGUUGAAAGCGGAUAUCGCAUGAACGAUAAUCAGAUUAUCAAUCACUUUCCUAACCAUUACGAGCUAUCGAGAAAGGAUUUGUUGGUGAAAAAUAUCAAGAGAUAUAGAAAAGAAUUAGAAAGAGAAGGUAGCCCAUUAGCCGAAAAAGCAGAAGUAACCCUACAUGGCGGGCAAGUGGUAAAUAGAUAUGUUCACCUCGAUUUUAUUCCGGUUACGUUUGUGCUCCCUGCUGACUACAAUAUGUUUGUCGAAGAAUACCGCAAGUCGCCGCAAAGUACUUGGAUUAUGAAGCCUUGUGGCAAGUCCCAGGGCACUGGAAUUUUCCUUAUAAACAAACUCUCAAAGUUAAAGAAAUGGUCUCGCGAGGCCAAAGCUCCAUUUCAUCCACAACUUAGCAAGGAAAGCUACGUGAUAUCGCGCUAUAUCGACAACCCGUUGCUCAUAGGCGGAAAGAAGUUUGAUUUGCGUUUAUAUGUUUUGGUAACAUCGUUCCGACCCCUGAAAGCGUAUAUGUUCCAAUUGGGUUUCUGUCGUUUUUGUACAGUAAAAUACGAUACGAGUGUGACGGAAUUGGAUAACAUGUAUGUGCAUUUGACGAAUGUGAGUGUACAAAAACAUGGAGGCGAUUAUAAUAAUAUACACGGCGGGAAAAUGAGCGUUGAGAACUUGCGUCUGUAUUUAGAGGGAACAAAGGGUAGAGCAGUUACGGAGAAAUUGUUCGCAGCUAUGCAGUGGCUUAUUGUUCAUUCUUUAAAAGCUGUUUCGUCUGUUAUGGCGAAUGAUAGACAUUGUUUUGAGUGUUAUGGAUAUGACAUAAUAAUAGAUAAUCAGUUAAAGCCUUGGUUGGUGGAAGUCAACGCGUCCCCUUCGUUGACAUCAACUACAGUUAAUGAUAGAAUAAUGAAAUACAAAUUAAUAGAUAACAUUAUCUCGGUGGUUUUGCCACCGGAUGGUAUACCUGAUGUUCGCUGGAAUAAAGUGCCGAGUCCAGAAGCUCUUGGGAACUUCGAUUUACUUAUUGAUGAAGAAUUGUUGGAAAAAGAAGAAGCGAGCAGUUCUGGGCGCAUAAUUAAAAGCCAUAAGAAUAGAAGUUGA
This is a messenger RNA of Colias croceus (clouded yellow), 1305 nucleotides long. Its product is annotated as polyglutamylase complex subunit TTLL1-like. The record is from RefSeq and is a predicted model, not a curated record. Gene Ontology annotation, cellular component: cilium. Gene Ontology annotation, molecular function: tubulin binding; tubulin-glutamic acid ligase activity. NCBI's taxonomy places the organism in Eukaryota, Metazoa, Arthropoda, Insecta, Lepidoptera, Pieridae. The transcript has a single exon. Bases 1 to 1305 code for a protein of 434 amino acids. Gene Ontology annotation, biological process: protein polyglutamylation; microtubule cytoskeleton organization.